Molecule: messenger RNA, 1488 nt
Organism: Ixodes scapularis (black-legged tick)
Lineage: Eukaryota; Metazoa; Arthropoda; Arachnida; Ixodida; Ixodidae
Product: arylsulfatase B-like
Exons: 9
Coding region: 1-1488 (495 amino acids)
Source: RefSeq, a predicted model, not a curated record
AUGACGGCCCCCAUAAAAUGGUGUUGUUACGUCCUUUGCUUGCUUUUAAGCUUCUCCGUUGUUUCCUCCUCACUGAAGCAGCCGCAUAUUAUUUUUAUCCUCGCCGACGAUCUGGGCUGGGGCGACGUGAGCUUCCACGGUUCAUCGCAAAUUCCCACGCCGAAUAUGGACCUUUUGGCUGCGGACGGGAUUCUACUAAAUAACCACUACGUGCAGCCCUACUGCACACCAUCUAGAGCAGCGUUGCUCACCGGGUUGUAUCCGAUUCGUACAGGGAUGCAGGAGGGACCAAUCCAGGAUGACGAACCUUGGGGCCUUCCGUUAAAGUUCAAGAUUAUGCCCCAACAUUUUAAAGAGCUCGGCUAUGCCGUUCACAUGAUCGGCAAAUGGCACCUCGGCUUUUUUGAAAAAGAAUACACCCCACUGUAUCGGGGUUUUGAUUCAUUUUAUGGAUUUUAUACGGGCGCUGCAGACUAUUACGACCACACAGCUGGAGAGGAUCAUAGAGGUCUGGAUUUUCGAGACAACGAAGCUCCGGUAUUUAACGAGAGUGGUCAGUAUUCAACGCACCUUUUCACCAGGCGUUUCAAGUCGGUCAUUCAGCAUCACGACAAGUCGAAGCCACUUUUCCUUUACUUGGCGCAUCAAUCCGUGCACUGCGCGCUUCCUGGAGACUUCUUUCAGGCUCCGCAAGAAAAUAUUGGCAAAUUUUCGUACAUUGGAGAAAAGAACAGAACACGUUAUGCGGGAAUGGUUGACGCCCUGGACGAAUCCAUCGGAAGCAUCGUGGAAAGCCUGAGCGCUGCCGGCAUGCUCAACGACACCAUCAUCGUGUUCAGCUCCGACAACGGCGGCCAGCCGUAUGGUUACAUGUCCAACCGGGGCUACAACUGGCCCCUGAGGGGAGGCAAGGGGACGCUGUGGGAAGGCGGAACCCGGGUGCCGGCCUUCGUCUGGAGCACGAGGCUCAGGAGGCGUGCCAGGGUUUCAGACCAGAUGAUGCACAUCACGGACUGGUUGCCAACUCUCCUCUCGGCUGCUGGCGGAAACAUAUCCCUCCUUGGCGAGAGCGAUGGAUUCGACAUGUGGCAAGCAUUGUCAGAAGCCACGGCUUCACCUCGCCAGGAAGUGCUCAUCAACAUACACCCCACCGACCGAACAGCCGCAUUGCGGUACCGAAACUACAAGUUAGUCCUGGGCACGAGCGUCGACGGUCAGGGAGACGCCCACUUUAAAAUUCCCGGUGGAAGCCGGCCGGCAAGCUAUGUGGGCGAGUUGAGACGACGUUCGACGGUGUCCAAGGUCCUUCAAGCUCUGUACAAUUCCAGUGACUUGCCAUCGUUCAAGUCGAAAAACCAGGAAAUAGUGGACUGCGGUCGAGAGCGCUGGAGUAACUUUGUGUCCGGAAAAUCACCAUACUUGUUUGACGUGAAGCGAGAUCCCUGCGAGAGAAUCAACCUGGCUGGUAUAAACCGAAGGGUGGGUUAG